Puntigrus tetrazona (Sumatra barb) is the source of this 4956-nucleotide messenger RNA. It is a transcript of the gene sh2d4ba, whose product is annotated as SH2 domain containing 4Ba. Bases 322 to 1680 code for a protein of 452 amino acids. NCBI's taxonomy places the organism in Eukaryota, Metazoa, Chordata, Actinopteri, Cypriniformes, Cyprinidae. The record is from RefSeq and is a predicted model, not a curated record. Gene Ontology annotation, cellular component: cytoplasm. The transcript is spliced from 9 exons.
AGAUCCAGUUGCAUUAUAGGUUGACAGCAGUGCUUGUCCAUUCACCUGUGGGACACUUCUGACCUUCAGAGCACACCAGAGGCCCGUCACAACAUAGAUGCAACCAGACAAACCCUCAUCAUGGAUCUGAUGGGACACUAUACCGCACCACUGUGUUCACCAGCAAUCAGCUGGCUGUGCUCGACUCUUCAAUGACACAGCGAGAAGCUCCAUGCUGGCAGGACACAGAGGGAUCUGAAGGAGUCAGAGCAGAAUUCUGCUCCAAAUAUAUCUGGCAGUUCUCCCAGCGUGCUCCUGGAGAGGAGAUUCUGGCAGUCCAGAAUGAUGCAACAGAUCUUGAGAGACAUGUUUGUAGAUCCAGAGCUUCUGGCUGAACUAAAUGAGGAGCAGAAGCAGAUUCUUUUCUACAAAAUACGUCAGGAGCAGGUGCGACGAUGGACAGAGCAUGAAAGCCAAGAAGGAAGCUGGGAAAGACCCCUGACCAAGGAAAGAGAUGAAAACAGAAAGAGUGUACAGUGGCUGCAGGGAAGAGAUGGCGAGGUUUGGGUCUGGGUAAUGGGGGACGCCCCUGGAGACAAAUCAUAUGAGAUGAUUGUCAAAGAGUUGAUGGAGGAGAGAGCCAGGCGACAGGCUCAGCUAGAAGCCCAGGAGCUAUGGCGAAAGAAAGAAGAAGAAAUAAAGCAAAAGUUCAGAGAUGCCAUCACAAAGGAAAAAGCACGCUUAGUUGCAGGAAAGUGGAAGGAAGAAGCUGAGGACAGGAAGGCAGCAAAACAGGAGGAGGAACGGAUACGGGAGAAACUAAAGAAACAAGAGGAAGAGGAAAGACAGAGGGAAGAGGAGGAGAUACGGCGUGCAGAGGAAAAAAGGGCGAAGGAGCUAUAUAUGUCCCUUGAGCAAGAACAAAAAAGAAGCGAACAACGUGACAAAGAGUGGGAGGAACAAUUACGUCGCUCCAAAGAAGCUGAUGAGGAGAUGACAAGAAAGGCUCGCUGGGCAAGAGAUGAGUAUAAGCGUCAGUCACUUAGGGCUAUAGAGAAAGGUCAUGUAGCUGGCUUGAGUGGCCAUUUCCAGAAACAAUCCCACCGGAGACACAGCACUUUCAUUGAACCAUCUGUUAGUCCUGUUUCUGGCAAUGAAGUCCGUCCCAGGCCCGGCCUUCAGCGUGCAGAACCCCCUCUGUACCGGCGAAGACAAAGCCGCAGACAUAGUACAACAGCAGCACAACCACUAAUGGACAGCCCCGCAUGGAUGCAAACACCACGGCCCAGUUCCAGGGAAAUGGUUAUUCUCUGGUUCACUGAAGAGCAGAAACCAAAACAAGCGGGACACGAACGGAAUAGCAACGCUAUCGCACCGUGGUUCCACGGUAUCAUCUCCCGAGAGGACUCAGAGACACUGCUUAUGAAUGCUGCCGAGGGCUCUUUCUUGGUACGGGUCAGUGAGAGGAUAUGGGGCUACACACUGUCCUAUCGCACAGCCAGCGGUUUCAAGCAUUUCCUUAUCGAUGCUUCUGGGGACUAUUACAGUUUUCUGGGUGUGGAUCAAAACCGUCAUGCCACCCUCGCCGACCUCAUCAACUUCCACAAGGAGGAAAUCAUUACAACCACAGGGAAAGAGCUGCUGCUGGAGGCCUGCAAGCGGACUGGGCCCUCUGUGGACUUCGGAGGGCUUUUCCUGUGACUCCCUGCACGCUAAAGACUCCCGAGGCGAAUCUCUGUAGCAGGGUGUUCACUGCAUUUAAAAGAACAUGGUCAAAAAUAAACAUAACAUGUUCUGCGUCUGAGUUACAGUGCCUUAUGAUCUGGCCUCAACGGAAAGUUGUUGUUUUUUUUCCUGUGCAAAUUUAUUUACUAAGGAUUUAAACAUUGCGAAUCUGUUAAAUGGUGCAGGUCAUACUAAUUAGGUAGACCUUUGUGAUACUUUUUUUCAUUUUCUGCGCUGAUGUUUGAUUAAAAAUAACAAAAUCUGGUUUUGAACAUGGUAAAUUGUGUCACGUGAAGCAGAACAUACGAAGUAUACAGAGAUGCAUAAAACCUUUUUUGCGUUCUGUGCUGAUUUUUAAGGAAAAUACGCAGCUUUCUGGUUUUCGUAAAACAUGUUAUGUGAAGCAGAGACACAACUUUGAGGCGUAAGAUAAGAUAAAUAAGAACCAGUGUGGACACUGGAACAAUGCAUCCAGAGAAAGUUUAACUAAGGAAGGUCUGAUUUAACAACAGGAAAAGACUGUUUCCUCAGUCCAUCCUUUUAUUGUAUUGUAGCUUUUGCCAUCUUCCACUGAGAGAAAUCGGAUCUUCUAUACUUCUUCUUACCCAGCAAAAUGUGCACAUCAUCCUACAGAGGGUCAAUGGUCUUUUUUAUUUGUUCGCAAUAUGUUCCCACUCCAUCUGCACUGCCAGAAAAGGCCAUAAUGGGACUUUUUAUUAGGACGGAUUGUCAAAGGCAUUCAAUCUAAUGUAGAGGUGACCGUGAAAUGGCGAAGUUACCAAGAUCCCGCUUCUGCUUUAUCACCAUUGAGCAAGACACCCCAGGUUUCUCCAGGAUGACUCUGCUUGUAAUUAGUGUGCUGUAAAUCACUUGAACUGGAAAAUGCAGCAACUAAAUAAGUAGCUUUAUGGGCUGAAAAGUCGCACAAGGAUCGUGGCAAAUGUACCUCACUGCAGGUUUUCUCAAGAAAUGGAGCUUUCUGACCUGUCUGAAGUCUGAAGCUCGGAUAUCAUUGAUUGAUCGGUGGCUGAUUUUAUGUUACAUAGUUUGGCUUGUUUUUUGUCCCUGCUCCAGGCAGUUUUCUGGGAAAACAUACUUUUACAACAUGAUUAUUUCAAUGAAUUGUUUCUUUAUGAAGGAAAGUAAUCUGUAUAAGUGCAUAAAUAUCAGGGCAAGAAGAUAUUGGCAACACGUAUAACUUCAAAAAUAUGUGGAACAGGACUAGAUUGGGAUAGUAAGCGUUACUAGAAACGAGGAUUAUCAGCCACCAGGUUAAGCCGUUUCUAAAUUAAUUUUAAAUUAAUACUUUUAUUCAGCAAGGACACUUAAAAUUGACAAAUUCUAUUUCUAUUCAUUUUAGAAUCAUGGAAAAAAAGAAAUCAGGGCUUUUUGGAAUCUCUUCAGCAUAUUAGAAUGAUUUGUGAACUGUAUUUGUGAUUAAAUGUGAAUAUAAAUAUAAAUAUGAAUGGGAUAAAGAUUUUAAAAAUAUAAUUCCAGCAUAAUUCAUAAACCAGCAUUUUUCAUUUAGAAGACGAAAGACAGUGUGGCUGAUAAUGUCAAACUUUUUUUUUUAUUGAAUAUAAAAAUGCUGAAAAGAAUUCAGAAAAUAUUUACAAAGACAACAAUUAUCCAACAACAAAUAACAUCUAGAUCCAACACAAAAAAAACAUCCCUUCAUGAAAAAAGGAGGCUCUUGCAGCAAAGUCAGGGAAACUGUACUGCAUUUUAGUAAAUACUCUAUUAAGCUUUAACACUACACAGUGGCACAGACAGACACUCCAAAAAGGGAUAAAAUAGUGCACUCUGAAUUAAAAAGAUCAACUAAAUGCUUUCUUUUUCUUGUUAAAUAAUUUUCUUUUUGCAUUGAUGAGAUUUCAGAGGUCAUGUCAUAUAAGUAUACUAAGAUAGAACUUCAAAAUGAUAAGUCUUUGGGCUGUAGAAAGAGUGAAGACGGGCAGGUGUUUGCAUUUAUGUCAGAAUGCAUAUUGGGUUUUUUUUGGCUAAUUCAAGUGUGAAGACAUUAAUAUUAUUAAUGGUAUGUAUUUUAAGUAGUUUGUGCCGUGCUGGCAGUUAAAUUGUUAAUUGAAAACACAAGUAAAUAUUCUUUAAGCACCCGUAAAAAAAGGUUAAUCAUGGAUAUGAUUCUAUUCAGCUUUAACACGGUAUACAAUACAUUUUAUGAAACCUUAUAAUGCCAGAGAAAAGGCACAAAAAUCUGCAUUUUCGUAAAAAAGUCAAGAAGUAAGAGUAGAAAAAAAGGAGGUAAACGUUGGCAUCUCAAGGCAAUGUUGACAUCAGUAUAAGCCAUAUGGUGACUACGUGAAUUUCCAGUGAAUCUUAAAAGUUAAGCAGAGGUCCAACAGAAAGUGACCAUUUACAAAUGUGAGACAUUCUGUUAAAAAUGAUCAAACAGAAUGAACAAAUAACAGCACAUAUGAGUUGCUUACUGUAAUAUAAAGGAUACAUACUGAUGUAUCUUACCUCUAUCAUUUAGGAUCUAAUGGAUCGGCUCACUGGCAUUUGAUUUCUAAGCAGCUGUAUUCCCGAUGUGUUCCGUUUACAUGCGAGUACUUCCGGUCAGAUCCUGAUCAUUUUCUUCUGCACUCUUUGCGGUUGACAUUAAAUGCAGACCUUCUGUCCGCGGAAAGACUUAAGUAAUAAAUUCAACAAAACUCAACAAACAUUAAAAGAUAUGCGUUUACUGCAGUUAAAACUGCGUGAAACUGUUCUCUUUCAUAAGACUUUUUACUGUGAGAGGACACGUUUUUUUUCAUCUUCAAGGAAAAAUAAACAUGCUUCUAAAAAAACAUCCUAAAUUUGUUCCAGUUUGUGCUUUUGUACCAAUUCUUAAUUCAGUUCCCAAUAACAACAAAUAAGUACGCAUAAGAUUUUGGAGUGUAUGUAACAGGACCAUGUAAGAUACAUUACAUUUCAGUAAUCAAAGCUUGGUUGACCACUUAUAACAAAUUACACUUCAGGUUAGUUUACAGGUUAUGGUCCCAUCGUGUUGCCACUUAAGUAUACUCCGCUUGGUUAAUAGUGGUCGCAAAAAUACAAAUGUUUGGUUAAUGGUUGUCCUAUUAAAAAAAACAAAUAUUUGAAUAAAAAUAGGGAGUGGACUGGAGGUAAACUUGAAGAAGAGACAAGGCACACAUGUGACAGUAUCCAACUGAGCUUAGGCAGCCGCGUAUUCAAUAUGUAGUCUAUAGAAUUGCUGAAAAGGUGGUCCAGUGAAUGGUGUAGAGUCCUCUU